CGGGGCUAACUCAGUUUAAGGAUUUGGGCGUCGAGCAUAGCCAUCACGAGGCGGUUCUGGGCUUAGCCGCAAGGACACGAUUCAGAUCGGCGGUGACCAGAAGCACUCAAGCACGGCGGACUCUGCUCACAGGACGGUGGAGCAGGGCGAGCGGAAUAGCGGAAUAGCGAGGAGAUGUCGUCGCUGGGGACAUCGAAAGGGUUGCUGGAGCUCGGGAAGUUUGCGGUGUACGUGACCGUCCCGAUCGGUCUCACCUACGCCGUCGCCACCGACUCCAAGACACUCCACAAGAUCAUGGGAUUGCGUCAAUAUGUGGUUUAUCCUCCUGAGGGUCCUCGGCCCCCAUCACCAGAGGAACUACGAGAGAUGGCACGAGAGAUGGCUCGCAAGAAGAACAAUGAUUAAAUGAGCUGUAGUUUAACCAUGAUGGUAGUGGUAAACUUACGCUAUGCAGUUGAAACUUGUAGAGGUUUAAUAGGUUACUCAAGUUUGAUGAAGUUAUGAUGGGCCUUUGCCCUUGAAAAAAUGAGGGUCAUAUACUCAAUCUCUAGCUUUGAAGGUGAAACUUAUCAGCGAUGGAAUUCCUAAAACAUCUAGCAUUUUCUUUGUUGAGUAGAUUCCUAUAUGUAUUAUAAAAAACUGUGCAAAAGACUGCUGAAAAUUUUCAAAUAAAUAAUCUUAUGAAUGGCAA
Messenger RNA from Phoenix dactylifera (date palm), 691 nucleotides. RefSeq lists its product as uncharacterized. Gene Ontology annotation, cellular component: mitochondrion. NCBI's taxonomy places the organism in Eukaryota, Viridiplantae, Streptophyta, Magnoliopsida, Arecales, Arecaceae. Gene Ontology annotation, biological process: mitochondrial respiratory chain complex IV assembly. The record is from RefSeq and is a predicted model, not a curated record.